UGGUGUCGAUACUCUCCCGGCCGGCAGCGGGGAGAAAGCUCGCGCUAGUGAGCGCCUAUCCCCCGCCCCCCGCUGUACGCGCGUGCGCAGUGUGCGCCGUGUCCCCUGUGUGUGUGUGUGUCAGUCGCACAGCGCGGAGGCCUCUCGAUCGCUGCACGGCUGCGAGUGACCGAGGCGCCGGGAUCGAGCCGCCGGGAGUGCGCGUAGCUGGGACACCUACGGCGCGACAUUGACCCUGGGACUCAAGGAGGAGCCGGGGGGGGCAGCGCGGCCCGCAGGCGCCGCCGGAGGGGCCGAGAGAGGCGAGCAGCAGCCGCCGCCGGAGGAGGAGGCGGCGCGGGCCGGGAUGGAGUGAGGAGGCCGCCGUGAGACUCUUCCGUGUUGCGGGGACAGUGGGAGGCCGGGCCUAAGAGCCUCCGGGCUCGUUGGAGACUGAGACCCCCCAAGCCCCACCCCCCGCUGCUGCCGGGCGGCCCGAGCGCGGGGGUCGCGCGGCCCGAUGUGAGGCGCGGCCGGGCGGGCGGCGCGGUCUGUGAGGCGGGCUGCGGGGCCGGGGUCUGUCUGUGCGCGGCGCGGUGUCUCCAUGGCGCCGGCAGCGCCCUGAAGGCGGCGGCGGCGGAUUCGCAGGCCGCGUCCUAGUCCUCGGUCUUGAGUGAUCUCGAUGCCGAGCACCUCGGACGCGGCGCCAGCUGGAGGGAGCGGGGGAAGCCGGGGCUGGGGCGGCUCGGCAGCGGUGGAGGCGCCGGCGGACAAGAAGCGGCUACAUCACCGGAGACGGAAGCGCUUCGCGGCCCAGCCGCAGCCUCCCGCUCCGCCGCCGCCGGCUCCUCACCCGCUGCUGUUUCCACUCUUGCAGCCGCCGCUCCUGCAGCCGCCGCUGCCGCCGCAGUCUCUGCUGUUCCUGGCGGCCACCAGCGCCUCCUCCUGCUGCGGGGACGGGGGGGAGCGGAAGCGGCCCCGGGGCAAGCGGCGCUCGGGGUCCCGGCACAAGCGGCGUCGGGGCCGCGGGGGAGGCGCAGGGGGCGGCGGCGGCGGCGCCCAGGAGCCGGAGAAGCGGCGCGGUAGCGGGGGGCUGAGCACUCUGGUGGAGGAGUACGACGACGUGAGCUCCCAGUCCGAGGGGCUGGUGGGAAGCGGAGCGGCCGGACCAGGCGGGGCGGGGAGCGGCGGGGGAAGCCCGGCCUCCUCCUCCGGCGGGGGGAGCCAGCGCCCCCGGGGGGAGUCGGAGCGGAGCAGCCGGCCGCGCCGGGAACAUCGCGGCAGCAGCGGUCGCUCCAGAGAGCGGCACCGGGAGCACCGCAGGCGGGGGGAGGAGAAGCAGCAGGAGGGGACGGCGGUAGCCAGGGGGGGAGCCGAGGCUUCCUCUUCCUCCUCCAAGUCCCGCAGCCGCCACAAUCAGACCGGGGGCCAGGACCGGGAGGGCCCCAAGAGCAGCAGUGGCGGCGGCAGCGACGCCCGCAGGAAGGGCCCGGCCGCCUCCCCCAGCAGUGGCAGGAAGGAGUGGGAGGGCAAAGCGCACAAGAGCAGGACUAAAGCGGCCAAAGAGCCGCCCUCGGCCUACAAGGACCCGCCGAAGGCUUAUCGGGAGGAUAAGGCAGAGCCUAGGGCCUACAGGCGGCAGCGAUCGUCCCCCAGCCCCGGCAGGGACGACAGCCCCCCGUCGCACAGGGCCUCCCAGAGCCAGAGGAGCCGCAAAUCGCCCAGCCCCAUCGGCGGGCGCUCCCCCCUCAGCCCAUACAGCCGCCGCCGAUCCCCUAGCUACAGCCGGCACAGCUCGUACGAACGCGGUGGGGAUGUGUCGCCCAGUCCCUACAGCAGCAGCUGGCGCCGCUCUCGGAGCCCCUACAGCCCCACUGUCAGCAGGAGAUCAGCAAAAUCCCGAAGCAGAAGCCCUUACUCAUCAAGACGCUCAAGGUCUCGCAGCAGGCACAGAUUAUCUAGGUCCAGAAGUCGCCACUCGAGUAUUUCUCCUAGCACACUGACUCUGAAAAGUAGCCUGGCUGCUGAGUUGAAUAAGAACAAAAAAGCUAGAGCUGCAGAAGCAGCCAAAGCCAAUGCAAAAAUUUCAAACACCUCUACGCCUACUAAGGGAAACACUGACACUGGUGUGAGUGUACCUCAAACAAACAAUGUGAAGGAUCUGAAGAAAAUAAAAACUGAGCAUACACCUUCUCCUACAAGUGGUGCAACUUUGAAAAAUGACAAGACAAAAGCAAAGGUCUCUGUUCAGGAGACAAAGGUGGAAAAUAAUUUGAUUGUAGACAAAGUGGCUAAACAGAAAGCAGCAGCAGCAGUAAAAGAGAAUAAAUCAGUUGUUGUAAAGCAGCAACCAGUCACUGUAAAAGAGAAAAACAAACCACAUACACCAAAUGUAGGAGCCAAGGAGAAAGAUAGAAAUGUUGCGCUACUAACCUCCACGCUGCCACCCUUGCCUUUCCCUCCCAUGCUGCCUGAAGAUAUAGAUACUGACAGUUUGCGAGGGAAUCUUUCAGUGAAGGCAGUUAAAAAGGAAGUGGAGAAGAAACUACGACAUCUGCUUGCAGACUUGCCACUCCCACCAGAGUUGCCUGGAGGAGAUGAUUUAUCCAAAAGUCCUGAAGAAAAGAAACCAGCAGUUCAGUCACACAGCAAAAGGAGGCCUAAAAUAUGUGGACCACGCCAUGGUGAAACAAAGGAAAAAGACAUUGACUGGGGAAAACGCUGCGUGGAUAAAUUUGAUAUAAUUGGCAUUAUUGGAGAAGGCACUUAUGGGCAAGUUUACAAAGCCAGAGAUAAGGAUACGGGAGAAAUGGUGGCGCUAAAGAAAGUACGGCUGGAUAAUGAAAAGGAGGGUUUUCCAAUUACAGCUAUUCGGGAGAUUAAGAUUCUUCGACAGCUUAACCAUCAAAGCAUUAUCAACAUGAAGGAAAUAGUGACAGAUAAGGAAGAUGCUUUGGAUUUUAAGAAGGACAAAGGUCACAAUAUCCCUGUGGCAACUACAACAAUUGGUUACAUGGCAAGUGCAUUUUACCUGGUCUUUGAAUAUAUGGACCAUGACUUGAUGGGACUCCUGGAAUCUGGCUUGGUUCAUUUUAAUGAAAAUCACAUAAAGUCAUUUAUGAGACAGUUGAUGGAGGGAUUGGAUUACUGCCAUAAGAAGAACUUCCUGCACAGAGAUAUUAAAUGCUCAAAUAUUCUACUGAAUAAUAGAGGGCAGAUUAAGCUUGCAGACUUUGGGCUUGCUCGACUGUAUAGCUCAGAGGAGAGUCGACCAUAUACCAACAAAGUUAUUACUUUAUGGUACCGGCCUCCUGAACUUCUGCUUGGAGAGGAAAGAUAUACUCCAGCCAUAGAUGUCUGGAGCUGUGGCUGUAUCCUGGGUGAACUUUUUACUAAAAAACCAAUAUUUCAAGCAAAUCAGGAACUUGCUCAGCUGGAACUAAUAAGCCGAAUUUGUGGGAGUCCUUGUCCUGCAGUCUGGCCUGAUGUAAUAAAGUUAGCCUAUUUCAACACCAUGAAACCAAAGAAGCAGUAUCGUCGAAAAUUGAGAGAAGAGUUUGCUUUUAUUCCACCAGCUGCGUUAGAUCUGUUUGAUUAUAUGCUUGCUUUGGACCCUAGCAAGCGUUGCACAGCUGAACAGGCUCUUCAGUGUGAGUUUCUGCGAGAUGUGGAACCUUCUAAAAUGCCUCCUCCAGACCUUCCUUUGUGGCAAGAUUGUCAUGAACUGUGGAGUAAGAAACGUAGACGGCAAAAGCAGAUGGGCAUGGCAGAUGACACAACAGCAGCUAAAAUUCCUAGGAAGGAUUUGUCUUUAGGCCUGGAUGAUAGCAGAACCAACACCCCACAAGGCAUGCAGACUUCUUCCAAACUCACAACUCAGGGCAACUCUAGUGUAGCACUUGUGAAAACGGGCACUGGACAGCAGUUAAACCAGAAUGAAGUGGCAAUCCUGCUAAAUCUUCUACAGUCUAAAUCAAGUGUUAGCAUGGCACAUUUUGCCGAAGUGUUGAAUAUUAAGAUAAAUGCAGAGACUCAGCAGCAACUAGAUAAAAUAAACAUCCCGGCUGGUAUUUUGGCAGCAGGUGAAAAACAGCCAGAGCAACAGCCGCCUCCACCACCACCAGAACAGGAGCCUUUGCAGCAGCCAGCGGUCACUCAGCCAGCUGUCCCCCCUGCUCAGCUGACUCAGCCUAAAAUUGAGACUGAUGCUGCCCAGGCAGCUGUGCAGAGCGCAUUUGCUGUGUUGUUGUCUCAGUUAAUAAAGACUCAGCAAACAAAGCAAAAAGAACUUGUACUAGAGGAGAAGGAGAAUGGAUCAGGAAAUGAAAUGUCGUUACAACUCAGGCAGCCUCCGGAGCCCUGCACUCCUGCAUCUGAUAACCAGGAGGACACGGAAUCUCCAGCAUCUGUUUACCCACAUCUGAUCAAAUCAUUAUACUCAUGUGCAGGUCAAGAUGAUUUGGUUAGACAGCCUGAGAUGAGGCUUCUAAACCAAACACCAGAACAAGAACGCCCUCGCAUCUUGCCCCCAGACCAGCGUCCUCCUGAGCCACCAGAACCACCUCCUCUCACUGAAGAAGACGACCUAGAUUAUCGGACAGAAAACCAGCAUUUGCCUAUUUCUAGUUCUUCAGGAACGGAUCCUCAUGCUGGGGUGAAAGCUGCUCUUCUACAACUGCUUUCUCAGCAUCAGGUUCGGCCAACUGAGGAACCAGUAACAACUAGUGUGGAUUAUCAGGCAAGAGACUCCUAUGUAACUGACUACAAGGAUAAUUUUGGAUCUUCUUUCUCUUCUGCCCAUUAUGGUGGUAGUGAUGGAAUAGGAAGUGGAUCAUCUGGGGCACUGGAAAGGAGAAGCUUCAUUGGAAAUUCAGAUAUUCAGUCUUUGGAUAACUACAGUACUGCUUCAUCUCACUCUGGUGGUGCACCUCCACCUCCUGCCUUUUCAGAACCAUUUCCCAGCUCAGUAACUGGUUAUGGAGACAUUUACCUCAACACUGGUCCCCUGCUAUUUAGUGGAGAUAAGGACCAUAGGUUUGAAUAUAGCCAUGGCCCUAUUGCAGUUCUGGGAAACAGUGGCGACACUUCCACAGGGUCAGAAAGUACUCAUUCUUUGUCCACAAAGAUGCACAACUAUAGUUAUGGAAGUAAUUUACAAGAAAACCCUAGUGGCAUUAGCCACAUCCAUGGACAAACUUGGACUUCUCCAGCCCAAGGACCUGGAUAUUCCCAAGGAUACAGAGGACACAUUAGCACAUCAACAGUCAGAGGGCGAGGCAGAGGAUUACCAUACUGAGUAUCUGUUUUUCCUCAGGCACAUCAUUUUUAUCUGGAAAGACUUUUUUUCUAGCUGCAGUUUAAAGCAGCAAUCCAAUAGACUUGAAUAAUGUUAAUUCAACAGCUUUAUUUUUAUGUGGAAAAGGGUCUUGCAUACAGUAGGAAAAUUUAAACUGCUUAAAACUCAUGCUGUCUGAAAACUAGAUCAAUUGAGUGUACAUGUUCACAAAUUCUAGUUAUGAAUUUUAUUUUGUAUUUUGGCAGUUUUAAGUGGAUGCUAAAUUUAGGGACAUCAGCUUUUUAUGGCACUCUUUCAGAUCUUCUGAACUAUGCACAUUUGUGCUUUUUUUGUAAGUUUGGACCAACUUUUAUGUAAAAAAUUUUACAACAAUCAAAGCAGGGCACUGAUUUAUUUGGUAUUUUUCUUUUUACAAAACUACCUUUAGUCAAAGGUCACUGUCAGUCUUUGCACUGCUUUCAGUGUUAUUGUGGAAGGUGUACUUUGUGCUCAUUUCAGAUAAUAAAACACAACCUUUCUCUUGAUGCAACAAUUUUAUAAAUAUUUGGUCAAUGUUAUUUUUUUCUUUAAAAAAAAGGAUGGUGUAGUAAAAUGUUUCCCCAUCUCCCAGACAUGUUUGUAUCAAAACUGUUUUACUUGAAUGGUAAGUGCCUUAACGUGUAAGUUUAAGGUCUGCGAAAAUUCUCACAUUUUUCUUAUAAAGGAAAUUCCCUUUCUUUAAGGUUAUUUUGUAGCUUGAUUCAAAGAUUAAUACUUAAAUAUAGAUACACUACAUUAAAACAGAGAUAAUUAUAGGCAACUUGGAUAGAGUGCAUUUUAAAGUGGCAUAUUUGCCAUUUAUGUCAGCUAAGCCAAUUUAGUAGGUAUACUAAGUUUUCUCUUCAUUGAAAUGACCUUCCCCAAACUGAAUUUACUGAGAGAAUGUCAAUGUGAAGACAUUAAAGAAAGGUAGGUUUCCCUCAGCUUUUCUCUAAAAGCUGUAUUAACUUCUGUAGUCCCUCUGCCAAAUAAGAUCUACUUUAUACUGAGCUAUGGAUGGUAAAAUAGACUGUAAAGAAGACAAUGAGAGAAAUCUUUUUCCUCAGUGUCAUUGGUAAUAGUUAAUGAGUUUUGUGUGGAAAGCUGACACUGUCUCCUCUUUACCACAUAUAAAAGCAUUAUGGAAAGCCUCCAAGGUUAAAGACCAGUAUUUAAUGCAACAUAGAACAUUUAGCAGUUCAAAUUUUCUGGAAACUGGGAUUGUGCCAAUUAAUCCUUUCUAUAUUCAGCUAUUCCAUUGAUCAUUGUAAUACUUGAUUUGAACAACAAAAAAAAUUACUGUAGCUAAAAUUGCUACCAGAAACCACCACUCCAGUUUUAUAUUAGUUAUACUUUCCAGCAUGUUUUCCUCUGAGAACAGCAGUCUCUCUCUCUCUCCUGCAGAGAGGGGAUAUGGCUAUAUUUUCCACGUACUGAAAAGAAUGUUUAAUAGCCCAUAUUGGAUACAAUUUUCCAACUGAUUAUCCAGUUGAUAAAUUGAUACAUUAUGUAAGACUGUUUAAUUACUUUUAAAAAGGUCAAAUUUCUACUUACAUUAUUACCAGUAGAGUCAUGUCAGUGACGUCUUGGAUUUUCAGAUUAGAAGCCAAAGUUGUCUAUUUCAUUUAAAAUUCUAAUUUAUGACUAAUUAUUGCAGCAUACGGUGUGAAGAACAUUAAAAUGUAGCUAAAUAGUGUUCAAGUAUCUGCAGUUGCAUCAUGGUGAGUCUUAUCUCUUUAGACUUCCCUCUAAAUCUCAUAGUUAUCCAAGUUCUCAUCAGCCACACUAGAGAAUCCUGCUGUCUGAAAAUAAAAGCAGCUAAGCUGGAAACAAAUAUUUGUGACCUGAAUAGCCUGUGUUUAAAAGAAAUUAAACACUUUAUAUAAAAUGA
This is a messenger RNA of Trachemys scripta elegans, 7184 nucleotides long. RefSeq names its product cyclin dependent kinase 13 (gene CDK13). The record is from RefSeq and is a predicted model, not a curated record. The transcript has 15 exons. Gene Ontology annotation, cellular component: nucleus; cyclin/CDK positive transcription elongation factor complex. Gene Ontology annotation, molecular function: RNA polymerase II CTD heptapeptide repeat kinase activity; cyclin-dependent protein serine/threonine kinase activity; ATP binding. Bases 662 to 5275 code for a protein of 1537 amino acids. NCBI's taxonomy places the organism in Eukaryota, Metazoa, Chordata, Testudines, Emydidae. Gene Ontology annotation, biological process: protein phosphorylation; positive regulation of transcription elongation by RNA polymerase II; transcription elongation by RNA polymerase II.